This is a messenger RNA of Schistosoma turkestanicum, 2138 nucleotides long. The record is from the annotation of a GenBank genome assembly. NCBI's taxonomy places the organism in Eukaryota, Metazoa, Platyhelminthes, Trematoda, Strigeidida, Schistosomatidae.
CACAUUUUCAAAUGUUGCGUUACGGCAUUAGGGAAAUCCUCAUUCAUUUCGGCUUAUUAUCUGUAUGACUCUCGUAAAAAUUAUUCUGAACAAAACCACAUUUGCUGUUGUACAACCCAACUAUGUGGAGUCCUGAAAGGAAAAUUGCCAUUAAGUUGGUUCUUCUCACUAUAUUUACUCAAUCAUCUUGGUCCGGUUUUCAGUUUCUUACAAACCAGUUUAUAUACUACAGGUUCCUCAAGGAUGCAGGUUUGCCCUACGAACCAUCUCCACAAAACAAAUCUGUUCCCGAUCAUGAUAAAGAAUUGAAAGAUGAAGUUCAAAAGAAAACUGCACAUUUACUUCCUUUAUUGAGCGCUUCAGUAUUGAUACCUGGAAUUUUAUCAUCAUUCCUGAUUAGUUCACUUUCUGAUCAUUAUGGUCGACGUGUAGCAAUGGGAGUUUUAUUUGCCGGUUUAACUUCGAACGUAAUUAUUUCAUCGUUUGUAAUUUUACUGGACCUGAAUUUAUACUUACUAAUUCUGGGAAAUUUAACGUGUGGUUUUCUUGGCGGAGGAUUGCUUACGUUUUCAGGUCAAAUUUCCGUUUGUUUCGCUGAUAUUACUAAGGUUCCUGAUGAACAAGAGCCAUUAAUAGAUAAAUCUAAACACAAACAAGCUUCUCUGGAACGUAAACGUCUUUUGUAUAUGGGGAUUUACGAUGGUGUAUGUGUUUUAGCUGGUGCCGCAGCAGUAUCAGUUACAGGUGUUCUUAUCGACCGUUACAGUUUCAUUAUAACUUGUUUGAUAAUGCUAUUUCUUUGUUUAAUAUCGGUGGGAGUACUGUGGUGUCUACCAGAAACACAGUCUUUCAACAUACAAACAGCUGAUCUUUCUUCUUUUGAUAAUAAUUGCAAUACCAAUGUUUCUACAUGUAACAUAGACUUUCAUGCAUCUAAUCAAUCAGAACCAUCUAGGAAUAACUGGCUUUUGAAGUCAAUUGAGAUGAUUAAUCUCAUUCGAAGUGCCAAUACAAUCAUAGUUUUCAUCUUUAUAGUUUUGUUUCUAACAACAUUAACUACCUACAAUGAAGGCCAGUAUACAUUUUUGUACCUCAUGGGACCUCCAUUCAAUUGGUCUGUUGAUCAACUUGGCUACUUUAGUGGAUUAAAUGCUACUCUUUUGGGUCUAUUGUCUUUUGGAUUAACUUGGAUUACUAUUCGUUGGAUGAAAGUGGUUAAACGGCGCCGAAUAUCUGAAUCAUCACAACCUUUACUCACCAAUCAGUCAAAUUCCGAUUACAAUGCUAUUUCUGAAAUCGAUUCAAUUGAUCUUACUAAUAACAAUAGUAGUAGCAGUAAUAGCAGUAGUCCAUCGAAUUCUAUUAUUCAAAAUGAAGUAUUACGAGCACGUCGACGUAUGAUUAAGUAUUUAAUAUGUGGAAUGUUUGCAAUUGUAGUGAGUAAAUUGCUCAUGGGAUUAGCUUUUUUGCUUCCUUCGCCUGGUCAUAAUAUUCUCGUAUUUGUUAGUCUGUUUGUAUGUAUGUUUCGAUCAGCUGUUGUACCAGUAAUCAAAUCAUUCACAUCAUCUCUCUAUACUUCCAAACUCCAAAGCAGUUUAUUCUCUGUAAUUGCACUGUCGGAAUAUUUGGGUCUUCUUAUUGGCACUGCUAGUUUACCGUAUAUUUAUGCAGCUACUGUCACAUUUUGUUCUGGUACAGUGUUUUUUGUCUCCUCAGGAUUAGCUUCCAUUGCUUUUAUUCUUCUUUUAUUUGUUUCACGUUAUACAAAAAGGCAGAUAAGAAAUAUUGACUACAAUCAAUCGAAUAUUGUCGAGAUUAAUUGAUACUCUGUUAUUGAAUUGAAGCACUAUUAAUUCACCAGACAAUAUUAUUAUUAAUUAUUAUUAUUAUUAUUAUUAUUAUUAUUAUUAUCAUGUAUGGCCAAUCAUAUUGGGACUAAUCUCUGUUUCGUUUUUUCUAUGUAAAUAAUUGUCUUUCGUUUGUUAUUGUUAAUUUUUAUAACUGUUUUCUUUUUUUUUAAAUUUUUGAACAGUAAUCUCAAGUAAAUUUAUUUUGUCUCAUUUCUUGACAAUGAAUUAAAGAUCUGAUUGAAAUUUGCUUUUUAUUUUAGUAUAAUAAAUAAAUUAUGUGUUGAAAAU